AUGCGCUUGAUGCGUUUCAAGUUCGACGUCGUCUACGUGCCUGGAAGGGAGCUCAUCACUCCGGAUGUACUGUCUAGGGUGCCUUUGAAAAGUCUCAAGGUGGUCCAGCCAACUCUGACUGCAGCAGACAUGGAAAAGUUUGUCGUCGCAUCAAAUAGCGGAAUGCACGCAAGCGAUCAACUACUCAAGAUCAGGCAGGCACAAGAGUCCGACGACUGGCCACCAAAACACUCCAUUCCCUUGAAGAUUACGCCCUACUGGCAGGAGAGCGGUUCAAUAACGUGCUGUGAUGGCUUGCUCCUAAAUGGAACACGUCUAACCGUACCCGAGGCGUUGAAGGUCAGCUUCCUCAAUUUUCUGCACGACGGACAUCAAGGCAUUGGGAGGACACGAGCAAAGUUCCGUUCACAAGUAGCUGAGUCAGUUAUUCCUUUGGAAAUUCCCGAGUACCCCUGGCAAAAAGUCCGCGCGAAUCUCUUCGAUCUUCGAGAAAGAACUUCUCUGCUGGUUGUGGAUUACUUAUUGCGCUACCCGGAGAUUGCGUACAUUGAGAAAACAACGUCAGCUUGGGUGAUUCAAGAGAUGAAAAGUAUUUUUGCCCGGCAUGGCAUAGCGGAGUGCCUUAUCACUGAUAACGGGCCACAGUUUGUGAACAGAGCGUUUUCAGAUUUUGCGCAGCACUAUGGCUUCGCCCAUACAACGUCAAAUCCCCGGUACCCACAGGCAGAACGGAUGGUCAAGACCAUCAAGCGACCGCUGGAAAAAGCCGAGGAUGCCUACCUCGCUCUCUUCGCCUACAGAAGCACGUCAGGACCCGUCGAGAGCAGCCCAGCGGAGAUUUUGAUGGGCAGGAGGCUUCGCACGCGAGUCCCGUUACAUCAGAAGCUACUUUUGACAACUACAAGAGUUUUUUCAAGCCAUCGUCAGAGAGACAAGAAGUUUCGUCAAAAGCAGUCGCUGCAGUUCAACAGAAGGCAUGCAGCGACGAAGCUACCACCCUUAAAUCCUGGAGAGGCUGUGUUGGUAAAGCAUUUGCAGCGAAGCGCACAGUUCAGCAGAAAGCCCGAACUCCUCGGUCCUAUUUCAUCCGAACUUCGGACAACUAUACCUUAA
Molecule: messenger RNA, 1113 nt
Organism: Ornithodoros turicata
Lineage: Eukaryota; Metazoa; Arthropoda; Arachnida; Ixodida; Argasidae
Exons: 3
Coding region: 1-1113 (370 amino acids)
Biological process (GO): DNA integration
Molecular function (GO): nucleic acid binding
Source: RefSeq, a predicted model, not a curated record